AUGAUCACAUGGCCAAUGUUUGCUGAUCAAUUUUACAAUGAGAAGUUGCUUGUUGAUGUUUUAAAGAUAGGAGUUUCUGUUGGAUCAAAAGUGAAUGAGCUAUGGCUUAGCAUUGGUGAACAUGAAGUGGUGAGAAGGGAAGAGAUUGCAAAGGGUGUUGAGAUUUUGAUGGGAAGUGGUGAAGAGAGCAUGGAAAUGAGGAUAACUGCAAAAAAGCUUGGUGAUGCUGCCAAGAGGAGUAUAAUGGAAGGUGGAGACUCUUACAACAACUUGAUUCAGUUGAUUGAUGAGCUGAAAUCAGUAAAGAUUGCAAGAGAACUUGAAAAAAAUUAG
Vicia faba (fava bean) is the source of this 333-nucleotide messenger RNA. The record is from the annotation of a GenBank genome assembly. NCBI's taxonomy places the organism in Eukaryota, Viridiplantae, Streptophyta, Magnoliopsida, Fabales, Fabaceae.